Messenger RNA from Colletotrichum truncatum, 1335 nucleotides. RefSeq names its product muscle-derived protein (neurite-outgrowth-promoting). Lineage: Eukaryota; Fungi; Ascomycota; Sordariomycetes; Glomerellales; Glomerellaceae. Gene Ontology annotation, molecular function: syntaxin binding. The record is from RefSeq and is a predicted model, not a curated record.
AUGCCCAUCAGCCAGGCAGACGCCGCAAUGUCGAACGGUCAGGAAGGUCAUGCACACGCGCCUGUGGCGUCGUUAAAGAAGGGGAAGCAGAAAAAGGCGGUUGACUCAAAUGAGUCUGCGAAGCUGCUUGCGCAACGCAUCUCACAGUUAGAGCAAGAGUCUGCUGGGGAGAAGGACCAAGAAGCAGAGAUUGAACGUGAGGUCAAACGGGCAAAUCGUGACCUGGCCCAACAAGUGGCAAAGAUGAGCGACUUGCAAAAGAUCGAACACCUGACCCGCAGGUCCAGCGAACUGUUGGCCGACAUGCGGCGCGUUGAGCGGGAGAAUCAGAAGAACAAGAAACGCGGUGAUACCCUGCAAAAGGAAAAGGAUGCAAACCGUACAGAACUUAGCAAGACAGUUGGUCUGAAGGAAAAGCUUGAGAAGUUAUGCCGGGAAUUACAACGGGACAACAACAAGUAUAAGAACGAGAACAAGACUCUUCAAGACAAUCUGAAGCACAACAGUGCGGCCUAUGAUGAGAAACAUGCGGCCCUGCUGUCUAAGCUCGAAGGGAUUCAGGAAGAGAAAGAUCAUCCGCGAAAGCAGGUAGUCGAUAUGAGCGUUGAUACUCUUUUCCGAAACCGCUUCAAGUCGUUCAUUGAACAGUAUGAACUGCGUGAGCUACACUUUCAUUCUUUAAUGCGUACGAAAGAGUUGGAAGUUCAGUACAACAUGGCACGCUAUGAACGAGAGAAGAAGCUGGCCGAGGCCGAGGCAACCAGGGCGCGAAAUCUUCAGACCCAGGUCCAGACAUUCACUAAGACCGAAACUGAGCUGAGGAACCAACUCAACGUCUACGUUGACAAGUUCAAGCAGGUUGAGGACACGCUUAAUAACAGUAAUGACCUCUUUUUGACGUUUCGGAAAGAAAUGGAGGACAUGUCGAAGAAGACGAAGCGUCUAGAGAAGGAGAACGAGACGAUGAAGCGCAAGCACGAGGCUACUAACGCCAACAUCAUCCGCAUGGCUGAGGAGCGCGAGGAUUGGCGGAAGAAGGCCGCUGAAGCGACCAAAAGGGCCGAGAAACUGAGGAGCAUCAUCGAACAGAUGCAGCAACAGGGUCGCAAGGUUCCACCGGGGAUGGCGGCAACUCUGGAAAGUUGCUAUUCCGAUAGCAACGGCCAUAUGGAUGGCGAUGGGAGCGAUUACUCCGAUGAGGAGGAGGGCGAGGAGGACCCGAGCGAAUUCGACGACGAUACGGAGGAAGAGCCUCAACCUGCGGAGCCAGAGCCGCCUCGUCCUUACGGACCAGAGCGGCCGCCAGCGCCUCAAGCUACGACGAACGGUCAUUAG